AGACAAAAACUGUGGUGGAUGUGACAGCUGCUGCUGGCUGACCCACGUGAAGAAACUGAACAAACUCGCAAUUAAUUCACUUUUUUUAAGAUUCUUUCCUCAACCAACUAGUGCAACACUGGUAGAGAAAUACCAGGCUAGCUACAGGGGCGAGACGAGAGCCACAUAAGGUUCACUACAGUGACUCGACGACCAAUAUAGCAGCGCUGUAUAGCCCUUGUGGCUUAGCGCUUCUUUUUGAUUAUAAUAAUAAUACGACCAAUAUAAGAGGGAAUAAGAUAGUGAGUGGCUGCAUGUGUUAAAUCUUCCUGCUUCUUGGACGAGGACACAAAAAUGAAGCAUUUACAGGUAGGAAAAGAUAAUGAGAUUCAGGCUUCUGGCUCUGAAGAUAAGAUGAGUAAUGUGGACAACUCCGAGGAAGAAGCAGAUGAAGAUGAGGAUGAAGAGGAGGACGAAGAGGAGGACGAAGAGGAGGAAGCUGAUGAUGGUUUUAGUGAUGAAGAGGAAAAAACAGAUGAAAACAAUAAGCGUAAACUCCCUGAACAAGGUGGAAAGCAAGCAAAGUCUGCUAAACGGGACAGUAAAGAUGGAAGUUUAUACAAACUACCAACAAUGGAGGAACUAAACACUCUAAGGGAGACUCAGAUGCUGUAUCAUUCCAACCUCUUUCGAAUGCAGAUGGAAGAGAUGCUGAUGGAGGUUAGCAUGAAGGAACAGUAUCGUCAGCAGCUGGACCAGUGGUUUGUCCAGUUCUCGACACAUCUGAAGUCUAUGGUGCCAUCUUCAGAACACAAGCUUUGUCAAACAAAGUGGAUGGAUGAGAAUGGAGUUUCUGACCCAUUGGUGCAGGAUAUGCCCAAGGCCAGAGGAACCUUUCUGUUUGCUGCACCUACAGAUGUGCAGUUUGUUGGUUCCUUUGCUUCAGGCACAAUAACAACACGAAAUUGCAGCGUUGAUAUCAUGAUCACCCUUCCCAAGAAAUGUGUACAUGCUGCAGAUUGGCGAAAUGGAAGGUGGCUGGUAAAGCGAAUCAAGUACUUAGCCUGGAUAGCGAUCUCUUUGCAAAAUAAAACAGAACUUGUAGCAGAUUUAAACUGGACUACUCAUUUGGGAAGCUCGCUUAGACCCGUGCUGCAGGUUACACCUAGUGGGAAAUUAGGCAAAAAGUGGAAAGUAAAUCUGUUUCCUGUCCCGCCACCAGAGAGUUUUAAAGCUAAGCGAUUCUCGCCAGAGAGAAGUAACCUGCAGCCAGCAUGGUUUUUUUCAGAAGAGGCAAAAAUGGAAACGCUCCCGCCAACUCCACACUAUAACUGGGCAUGCGCAGUGGACAUAGUUAUGCUGGAACACUUACAACUGUUGAGGGACUGUGUGAAGAAACACCCAAACCUGGCACAAGGCAUCAAACUUCUUAAGAUUUGGUUAGCCCAGCGAGAGUUAGACAAGGGUGUAGGAAGCUUUUCUGGCCACUUGGUCACCUUACUUAUGAUUCAUCUUUUGCAAACUCGCAAAAUUAAUCCACAGAUGUCCGCAUACCAGGUGUUCCGCAAUGUCAUUGUAUAUCUUGGCUCUGGAAAUUGGUGUGAGAGUGGACCUAACAUGAGAGCACCAUCUCAUGCUGAUAAUUCUACUCUAGAGGAUUUUCAUAAGUUGUAUGAAGUAGUAUUUGUUGACCCUUCUGGUAUGGUGAAUAUGACAGCCAAUUUAAUUGCUGCAGACUAUUUAAGGAUUAAACAUGAAGCUCAGCUGGCACUGUCUUUCCUUGAUUCCUCAGCUGCAGACAGUUUUGAAAUGCUCUUCAUUAAGAAGGUCGAGAUCUUCCAACUGAGUGAUCAGCUCUUGCGCAUGCGGUUUUUUAAAAGUGAUGCAGAGACAGUAUUAAGUAAAACAAUACCAAAAUAUCAGGAACUUGUUAUGGAUGCUUUAGGUGAUGUACAGAGAGUGAUGUUGUCAUCCAUUAUACAACUGCUGAGCAAAGGUCUUGGUGAUAGAGUGCAGUUACUGGUGCCUAUGAGGAAACCUCCAGCAGUGUGGCCUCUACAUCAGCCUCCUCCUGCCUUUAAAAAGAUUUUUAUUGUUGGUAUUGUGCUCAACCCAACGACAGCUUCUGCAUUAUUGACAAAGGGUCCACCUGCAGAUUCUCCAGAAGCAGCAAUUUUCAAAAAGUUUUGGGGUGCGAAAAGUUCUCUUCGCAGAUUUCAGGACGGAAGCUUCCAUGAAGCUGUUCUUUGGGCAGAGCCUCAGCAGUCCAUUGGGGAGCGACGUCUUAUUCCAGGAAAAAUUUGCAAGUACCUUCUAAGGCUUCAUUAUAGGAAGAAGGGAAAAUAUGUAUACAUUGCUAAACAAAUGGAGGGCUUUCUUUGUCAUCCUUAUUACAAAAUGAAGUACAAUUAUGCUACUGGUGAGGAGGCUACAGUUUCUGCCAUCCAAGCAUUUGAUUCUCUAUCUCGGAAGCUUCGCUCUCUUGAUCUACCUUUGAAGAUAACAGCAGUUCAGUCAACCUCAGAUGUAAGCAGGCACACCCGGGUGUUUCCACCCCUGGCAAAGGCAUUACGGGUAACUGGAAAGGCAAUAGAAGCAUCUGGGAACUACCUAAAGUUUUCUGAUCUCGGAGGACUAUACCAAAACUUUGAUUACGCCAUAGAAGUUAUUGUCUUCCUGGAGAUCAGUGGCAAGUGGCCAGAUGACUUGGAGGCCAUUCAAGCUAUCAAGGCAGAAUUUCACACCAAGAUGUCUGAUCUACUCCAAAAAGACAGUGUGACAACAGUUGUCUUCCCCAAGUUUCUUCAGAUACUCUGGGAGGGCUACGUCUUCCGUGUUCGUGUCUCUUACUUGAGAGAAAUCUACCUGCAGCGACUAGUGGAAACACCACAGGGAGACUGGCAAGAGCAAGACACUGCUGCUUCCAUACAGCUGGAGAAACAUAUUGAGAUUAUUCCACGAUUCACAACAGCUCUGGCCAGUAUUCAAGCAGAUCACCCAAGUUUCAGUGGUGGGGUUCGUUUAUGUAAGCAAUGGGCAGGGUCACAACUGCUUUUACCACAUCUUCCACACAUAGCAGUGGAGCUGCUGGUGGCUUCUCUCUACCUGAACCCAGCUCCAUAUAUGCCUCCAAGCACACCUCAUGUAACUCUAUUAAGAUUUCUCCACCUCCUGGUUAACACUGAUUGGAAGAUGACACCCAUCCUUGUUAAUCUCAAUGAAACCUUCACAGUGGAAGAUGUGGCAGAGCUCAAUCGACUUUUCCUCACCCAGCGCUCGGCUUUCCCACACAUGUUUAUAGUCACCCCAUAUGAGUUACGAUCUGUACCAAGCACUGAAACAUCAGGUGACUUACAACGACGAUAUAAACUAGCUUCUAUGUGGACCAAAACCUCCCCAUCGGUACAGAUAUUAUAUCGAAGUAAGCAGCUAGCUGAAGCUGCCCUUAGUUUUGUAAAUGCCAAACUGUUGAAAGGUGUCCUGAAUUUCAAGACUAUUUUCCGACCCUCAUCUGAUGACUUUGAUGUUGUCAUUCACUUGAAUCAUAAGCAUCUGUGCCGUUUAAAUGAAUCUGUUAACUGGACUUCACCCAAGCCACUGAAGAUUAAACCCUAUGAACGCCAUACCAACGAAUUAAUGCCUAUUGUGAUGUUUGAUGCAGCUUUUCUGUAUUUAAAAGAACUAAGGGAUGCAUUUAAUCAUGUGGCACUGUUCUUCUACGAUGAACAUGGAGGAAAGUUCGUGGGUGUUGUUUGGAAGCCGUCGGCCCUCCUACCACAGGAGCUCAAGGUGGGUGGACUGGAGGGUCAGCAGCUGGUAGGUGUGAAAGAAGUGAAGCAGGUGACCAACAUCGAAGCAAUUCUUGACGAUUUCCAAACUAUUGGUGUCGAUCUCGUCCGCAAAAUAUCUGUUAAGAACACAUAAAACAAAUUUAUGUUAAGAUACGUGUUUGAGCACAAGACUGUGCUACCGUAAAUAUUGUUAGUUUGCUGAUUAGUAAAUUCGAAAGGAAAAAAUUCAGGUACACAGUGUUUAUUUUUCAUCAGAGGAUCCAAAUUACAAAAUGCUUUUGUUCUUUUUACUAGGAAUUACAUUACAAUAUUUUUAUAAUAAGAUAACUAAUUCCUAAUAAAUUCUGCUCAAAUGUUUGAGUGAUCAAAUUGUCUAGCAAUUAUACACAGUGUCUGCUGUAAAUAGGUUUAUGGGAAAUAAAUGUGUAUAGCGACCUUCAUAGGUAUUGUGUGAUUUAAGAUAUAAUAAAAAAUUAAAAGAUUUAUUGGUUUUCAAAUUUAUACUCAUUUAGAAUUUCUCUAGAAAAUAUAUGCAGUAGACAUGAGCAAUUGAUUUGUCAUAUAAAAUGGUUUACAUGAAGUGUAAUUAAGGAGAGUGAGUUGGGGAGGAAUGAAGCAGUGCAAUCCUUAUUAAGGAGAACAAGAACAGUGGGCUACUGGCAGCAACAGCCUGGUUGACAAGGCAAACACCAGAUGAGCCUGGCCUGUGGCCGGGCUCUGGCAGUAGAGAGAUUCUUGGAACUCGUCAAAGGUACAUCAAAAGUAAAGGGAUGUGGUUAGAUGUCUGUAUGAAGUGACUGUUUUAACUCUCAUUGUCUACAAUGGAUCACCAGCAUGGGUUUAUCGCUGUCAAUAUACUUAUAAUAAUAAAAAUCCACCCCUUAUUUGUAGAUAUGAAAUACAGGUGUGGUGUUAGGGGGAUAUAUAGAAGAAUCAAAAGACUGAGGUUACUAUAGUCUGAGGUAGUAUAGGAUAGUUCUUAUAAAAUUCUCACUACCAUCUUUGGUUUUUCCAUAUCACAAAUCUUUCACUACCCAGCAUAUAAUGUAUAUUAGUAUAUUUCUUUAAUGACUUUUAAAUUUAGCCCAUUUCUCAAAUCUUAGUGAAAAUUUUUCUAUAAUAUGCUGUUUGGAAUGGCAUCUUCAUCAACGGUGGUCUAUGAAGAUUAUCAUUAUGUCAGGGUAACUAUCCCUUCCACUUGGCAGAACUUUUUGUCUUAGUUUCUCUUCAUAAAGAAAAAAUUAUCCAGUAGUGUUAUACACUGGUUCCUAGGUUUCUUUAUAUACUCCUAACCCAGGAACCUAAAGUUUAUCAGGCCUUUGUCUGCACAGAUUAUAUAUUAGGAUUUUUUUUUUUAACACUGUCUCCCUCAGUGUCAGUCCUGCCAAGUGGCACAGUCACACACACACAUUACAAGACAGUGAGUAAAUGCUUGUGAGGACUCCACAUAAUGACUUAUCCAAGUGAGGUGCUGCGCUUGUUUUAGGGAUGCAAGCUGAUCCUGACAAGCAAUUCUGCAAGUUGACCACCAGCUAAUGUUUCCCAAUGGUUGGAGAUAUAUAAUGGCCUCGACAUGUCAUAAUUAGUCAACGAUGAAUAGGAUAUGGGUAAUUCAUGGAAAUACCUCGAAAUGGAGCUAGUGCUUGAAGAGGAGGAACUAGAAUGGCCUCGAGUCCUAAAAGUACCAUGAUCUGUAUGUACAUAUGGUAAGUACUGCAUUUUUCAAAAUUUUGAAAAAUUUCUGUGGCCAUGUGACAAAUAUACUCUUGACUGAGUGUUUGUCACAUGUGGCCAGUAAUGGUGAUUGUGAUGAGUAGAGAUUAAAGUUUUUUAUGUGAUUGUAACAUUAACAGACAAUUUUGUGACCAACAGACUUUGUUGUUUCCAAAACAAUUGACCCAUCACCUUUUGUUACUUAUUUUUGAGUCUGUUAAAAUGAGACCUAUUCAGUCUGGGGUUUAAUUGUGUUCUGUGGUAAACACUGCUGCUUUCCACAUAUUACUCAUUGUGCUACAGAAAAAUAUUUUAUAAAAUAAUGUUCCAUAGUACCAGGAUUGAACUGAAAGCGAAUGCAUUUUAUUCCUGUCAGUCAGGCAGUGGCCAGGACAGGAGCAGAUGAGAAGUGUGUUUAGUUCAGUAUGUGUAGGAAGGCGGCUAGGUGAAGUCUUCAUGGGUUGGCAGUAGUUUGAGUAGGUAAUUUUGGUAAGUUUUUUAGUGUAUACUAUAGGCAUUUGUGUUUAAGUGCUCUCAUGUUUAUUUGUAAAGCCCUAGUAUGCAGAGGCCUGUUUAUGCUCGAGUACUGUAUGGUGUUUUGCCUGCUGGUAAUUAGUCUACCAGGCAGAAGUGAAGAGGGGGGUAUGUAUGUCAUGGUGCCUUCCUGAUGAUUUAUUUUGUUUAACUCAUUAGUAGCAGUGUGCUAAUGAGCUAAUGUGAACUGGAGUGUGGUAGUCUUUUUGGAGUAGAUUGUAAGUUGUUUACAAGUUAUUCAUUAAUAUAGAUACAUUUUUAUAUAGGCGAGUUUUUGUCCUUCCUUCCUAAUAAUAACAUUGUUUAAUAUAUGAGUACAUGCUGGCCCAAGAGUUGCUGUGUUUUUCAGUGUAGUUUAAAUGCCCCUAGACAGCAGUGUGAGCAGCCUUUAGAAGCCAGGACCAUUUUAUUAAAGUUACAACAUCAAAGUCGUAACACUGACAUGUCCACGCAUGAGGCACAGAACAGCAGGAGCUUGCACCAAACCUCCCAUCCCUCACACAAUUAUCUUCACUGCCUUCUCACAUUAUAUACCAUAACACUGAGGGAGUGAGAAAGAGAGAUAGUACAACUGCUGCUAACCCAUACAAAUAACCCCAUUCCUCUACAACUUAUAUCAGCAAGACAGAAAAGAUUGCACCUUGAUUCAAGGUAAUAAAGGAUUGCUUCAAGUUCUGUGCAUUAAUGCUUUGGGUGAUUUAACAUGCAAGCUUAUGCUAAUUUAUCACUCCCAGUCCCCAUGCUCUAAAAUGUAAUGACAAAGCCCCUGCUUUUUAUUUGGUGGUGUAACAAGGCAGCAUGGAUGAGUGAGGCUCUGUUGCGUGGUUAAGCACUUUAUUAUUUUUGCAAUAAAGUUGAACCUAGGGGACUUUUAACAAUUUAGAUGCAAUAACCCACAUAAAAGUGUCAUGGGAUGAAGCUCCCCAAACAUUUGCAAAUGCAAAUCGAAGGAAAUCGUAACCCAGUUUAGUGAAUAAUUUCACAGGUUUCCUCUCAGUAGUUAAAUACAGGAAAUUGUUAAUACAAGGAGGACAGUGCCAGGUGAGGGCUUUGGAGAAAUGCAGGGAGAAGACAUAAGUGAACUUAGAUGAUGAUGUCAAAGAACAAACUGCAGAAAUGGAAGAGAGCAAUUCCAAGUUAGAAUGGAGGUAGGUAACACACGAGGAUGAGAUAUCACUCAUGCCAAAACAGUUGACCUUAGAGAUGCACGAGAUGUUCCAUAGUAUUGGCAGUGUUGCAGAUUUUAACUGAAAGGUACAUCUGACACAUCCAGAAGCAUCACUGUGAAAUGGAGACUGAAGCAGCUGAUAUGAUGCCUUAUCAGCUGUAUAAACUACUUCUGGGUGUAUCAGAGCAAAAGUGCCUUAUAGAAUACCUAAGCAUCAUGGUAGAUCCAUCAGAUAAGAACAAUGUUGAUCACAGCCCAAAAACCACAGCAAUGCACCUCAACCCAAGAACCAUUGCCAUCCACCUCAACCAAGUAGGGCCACUAGCACCUCUUUUUCUGACAUCGAGAUCACCAGAAUUUAAGGUAAGAAAAAAUAGUUUUUCAUAAAUUUUGUGUCUACAUUUACUCCUGUUUGACUGUCUGUACCUCACUACAUCCAACUAGGUCUACUGGGCAACAUCAGCCCUCACCACAUUUUUACAUCAAUAAAUAGUGACUUCUACAGUGAAGUUAUCAAAGACUUUAGUAUUCUGAUGAAUUAAGAAAUUUACAAAAAUUGGCUCAUGGUAAAAUGUUUCCUCUAAUAAAUUUCCUAAAUUGUACGUCAGUCUUUUUCCACAUCUUGUCAGUAUCGCCACUCCAUUUUUCUCAUUCUAAGUUUCCCAAACCCUUUACAUACAAACAGGCUUCAAUGAUACCUACUCGAGCCACUUCGCCUUGACUCUCUACAAAUUCACCAGUGGAGAUUUACAGCUCUUGUGGCUUGAAAUAAAAAUUAUUCAGUCACAACUAGAGGUCAUGGCAUGCCCAUAAUUUAAGUCUCUUCUAUCCACCACAAGAGGUAAAUCUGUACCAUACAUGUAUAGCACUUUGACCUCCUCCAUCUUUAUUUACUGUACUCUGUUACAGGUUGUUCUUGAUGUGUCUUAUAGUGUCUCAAGCCAAAAGACAUUGUUGUUUAAAGAAUUGUCAAUGUGACAUGUUCAUUACGAUUUAGAUGCAAUGGACCAACCCCAUUGUAUCCAGAUUUUGUCCAUUUGUUCUGAUCAACAAAAAUCAGUUUCAGAUUCAUAAUUUGGAUUCAGUGGACCCUCAACUUUAAUGGAUACCCCAUUUACCUAUUAGUCUGUUCAAUUGAAGUUUCACUGGUACAUAUAUAUAUAUUGUCAACAAGCCAGCCAUCUCCUGUCAAGCUAAAGUGAACCAAAGAAAAAAAAAAAAGAAGAAAAACACAUUCACCACUAUUCAUUCAGUAACUAUUUCCAGAAGUGGAAAGACAAGCCAGGUCAAAUAACCCUCUGAACUUCAACAUUCCCACUCCUCCUCCUCCAGGGCACUGGUAUUGUACUUUCCACCUCCAUAUAUAUCACUUCAGGGAUGCAAAUAAAUAAACUGUUGAGCAAUGUUUAUUGCAAACUUUGUGUAGAAAUAUAAGCAUCAACAAGCACAAAUAUUGUGCAGAUGUAUUUUGAAUGCAUAUGCAAGUUGUUAUAAAUGAGGACAUGGCAAAAUAAAGCAACAAAUCCUGGUGACUUAGAUUUACUCUUGUUAAUAAAUUGUGCUAUAUAGAUAAAACUUUAAAAACUUUGAAAUUAUAGGUAGGUAAAGUACUUAGACAUUUGUAAAAUCAAAUAUAUAUAAAUGGCUACAUCAUCUAAUUUUGGACAGAUUAGAGCCUUUUAAUAUCUUAAACCUAUCAUGAAUUACAUAACAGCAGUAAAUUUAUUUUAACAAAUUUCUCAAAUAGAAUUUACUCUGAUAAUAGCACCAGGUUAUUGUAUGCUGUGUCUUUUAGUUGUAGCUAAUCUUGUACCUAACAAUAUAAUACUUAUCAACAGUGCAUGAGUAUUUUUGCACAUACAUUUUAUAUGUAUAUAUAUAUUCACAAAUACAUACAUACAUAAAAUUAUAUGCAUACAUACAUAUAAUACAUGCACGUGUAUGUGCAUAUAUCAGGGGCAGUCCACGCUAAAAGUUUUUCCACUGUCAUAUUCCACUGAAAGAAAAAAAAAUCACACAUUUUAAUAAUUUUAGGGUUCAUUUAGGAUGCCCCAAGAACCUCAAACUUUUUUUAUUUUUUUUUAGGUGGGGGGGGGAGGAGGAGA
This is a messenger RNA of Cherax quadricarinatus, 9290 nucleotides long. It is a transcript of the gene Mat89Ba, whose product is annotated as nucleolar protein 6 Mat89Ba. Lineage: Eukaryota; Metazoa; Arthropoda; Malacostraca; Decapoda; Parastacidae. Gene Ontology annotation, biological process: tRNA export from nucleus; rRNA processing. Gene Ontology annotation, cellular component: UTP-C complex; CURI complex; small-subunit processome. The record is from RefSeq and is a predicted model, not a curated record.